Molecule: messenger RNA, 1087 nt
Organism: Dendrobium catenatum
Lineage: Eukaryota; Viridiplantae; Streptophyta; Magnoliopsida; Asparagales; Orchidaceae
Exons: 2
Coding region: 79-744 (221 amino acids)
Source: RefSeq, a predicted model, not a curated record
CUUCUCCCACUACAGCAGAGAAGACUACCCUCCUCUUCCGUCCUCCCUCUUCAAUUGCUCAAUUUUAGCCCUUCUUUCAUGAAAAACAUGGACUCCAAGUCGAAUCCAAAGCUGUAUCUUCUCACCGAUCAUACAACCGAGACCCCACCACCACCUCCGGCCUCAUCCGACGGCCGACAGCCACCUCCCCGGCGGCCAUCCUCUCGAACACCCUCGUUCUCCAGCUCCGCCUCCUCCCUCUCCGGCUCCCCUUCCUCCUUCUCUACCUCCUCCUCCCAUUCCCCCUUCCACCGCAUCCUCCCCUACUCCUCCAUCCCCUUCUCCUGGGAACGCCAGCCCGGCAUUCCGAAAUCCCCCUCCACCACCGCCACCCCCGCCACCGGCGACCGCAAUCCCCUCCUCCCUCUCCCUCCGCCUGUUAGAUCCGUCUCCGGAAUCAGUCAGAAGAAGCGAUCCGCCUCCGACGUUGAUCCAUUUACUGCUGCACUCGUCGAGUGCGCUAAGGAUGCCCCCGGUGUUGAUGCGAUGUGGUGGCGGCGAUCUGAUGAAUCUGUGGGAACAGUAGGUAAGAUGUUAGGGAUCUGUCGCCGUACAAUAAUGCCCGAUCGAGUUGGUUUCCUCGACCUUUUCGCCUCCUUCAACUGCAAAACCUCGUGUUCAGUAUCUGAUGCGACGAUCGUCGUUCCAAGAUCGAGGGUUCGGGCGGCUAGUUCGUAUGGGGUGUUGGACCGGCGGUCGGAGUGAAAUUUGGUAGGAAACAAUAUUGCAUCAGUGCAAAAGAGCUAUGAAGCCAGAAUUAGCCACAAAUAAUAUUUGGACAACUAAGGGGGAUGAUAAGAAGUUCUCAAUCUGCAGGAAGCAUUAUUAUCAGAUUGGUUUGUUCUCUAAGCAUGUUUACAGCUUAUGAUCCUGAAUGAUUCAAAUUGAAAGGGUAAUAUCUGCUGGAGGAACAACAAGCAUUGCCAAGUGAUUGGAGGACUAUCCAUUUGUGUAUUAUAAGCUCAGAAUAUUUUGACCAGAUUUUAAGUUGGAGGGUCAUAACCUUGUCAAUUGAUUUUGACCAAAACUUUUCCAUCUAAGCUUGUAU